AUGUCGAACGGGAAGCAAGCAUAUCUUUGUUUUGCAUUAACCAACGUAUUGAUUUUCUUUUUCAGUUCUAUUACCGAAGAAUAUGAGAAAGAAUUGGGAAGGCUUUCCUCUAGGCUGACGUGGAUAAUGCUUGCCUCAUUAGGUAUAUCCAAGGAAGAUGUCAAAUGGCCUGGCCCCAAAGGUGAUAACCAAGAGGCACAUGUCCUCCAGUUGAAUUCUUACCCUGCUUGUCCUCAUCCUGAUCGGGCCAUGGGUCUUGUUCCCCAUACUGAUUCAACCCUUGUCUCCAUUAUCCACCAAAGUAAGAUCUGUGGCUUGCAAGUUUUCCAAGAGGGCACCGGCUGGUUUCGGGUUCCACCGGUUCCCGGCGCUAUGGUAGUCAACGUCGGUGACCUCAUGCACAUAUUAUCUAACGGGUCGUAUGUGAGUGUCCUCCAUCGGGUACUGGUGAACCAAACUCAGCACCGUCUGUCAGUUGUUUAUAAUUAUGGACCACCAGACAAUGUUCCAAUCUCACCCAUACCAAAACUACUAAGCGCAAGCCACCCUGCCCUCUACCCACCCGUCACCAAUUGGAGUGAGUACGUUGACACCAAGGCAAAGCUCAAGGGCAAGGCACUUGCAUCACUCCGGCUUUAUGAGCCUCUUACAAAAUUGAUCGUUUUGUUUCGGAGGUCUGAAUGAUACAGACAGUAAGAAUAAA
Molecule: messenger RNA, 703 nt
Organism: Prunus avium (sweet cherry)
Lineage: Eukaryota; Viridiplantae; Streptophyta; Magnoliopsida; Rosales; Rosaceae
Source: RefSeq, a predicted model, not a curated record